This is a messenger RNA of Suillus plorans, 3010 nucleotides long. RefSeq lists its product as uncharacterized. The record is from RefSeq and is a predicted model, not a curated record. The transcript has 10 exons. Bases 1 to 2667 code for a protein of 888 amino acids. NCBI's taxonomy places the organism in Eukaryota, Fungi, Basidiomycota, Agaricomycetes, Boletales, Suillaceae.
AUGUCCUCAGUAGUAUAUAAACCCCUCUGGGCUCUGCGUGGCAGCGAGACAAAUUUUGAAAGAUGUAGAAGAUAUCAAGAGGAAGAGGGCGAGGAAACAUGGUCACCUUUUGAAGAUGCCGAAGAAUGGGAUUUGGCCCAGUGGCUCAUAAAAAACCUUGGUCAGACACGGACUGAUGAGUUCUUGAAGUUACCAAUAACACAAAAUCGCACUAAAGUCUCCUUUCAUAACAACCGCUCGUUCUUGCAGAGGGUCGACCAACUACCACAUGGACCAGAUUGGAGCUGCAGGAAGGUUACCGUGCGUGGUAACCAUGAUGAUGAGAACGGGGUACCAUUGCAAGAGGACAUCGAACUUUGGAGCCGUGAUCCUUUGGAGUGUGUCAAAGAGCUUAUCGGCAACCCUUUGUUCAAGGAGGAUAUUGCAUACUCACCUGCCAGAGCAUAUGCAGAUGCUGCGGGGCAACACAGAGUGAUCAAUGAGAUGUGGACGGCAGACUGGUGGGGUGAGACACAAAAAGCCUUGCCCAAAGGUGCGACUAUAGCACCAAUUAUUCUAUCGUCAGACAAGACCUGCUUGUCGCAGUUCCGAGGGGACAAGUCUGCGUGGCCGGUGUACAUGUCUAUUGGCAACAUAUCCAAAGCAAAAAGGCGUCAAGCAUCAGCACGAGCAACUGUCCUCAUCGGUUACUUACCUGCAGGGAAGUUGGACUGCUUCACCUCAGAUGCACGCUCCCUGGCCGGAUACAGGCUGUUUCAUCAUUGCAUGAGUCUACUCCUCCACCCUCUCAUAGCCGCGGGACGAGACAGUGUUGAAAUGGUCUGUGCAGACUCGCAGAUUCGGCGUGUCUACCCCAUACUGGCUGCGUAUGUCGCCGAUUUCCCGGAGCAGUGCUUGGUAUCUUGUUCCAAGGAGAAUCGCUGUCCAAAGUGUCUGGUAGCAGCAAAUGAGCGAGGCGAUGGACUCACCUCUGUGAAGCGUCAGCAUCCUCCGGAAUUUGAGGAAAACGGUCUACGUGCCAUUUAUAAACCAUUCUGGGCCGAUUUGCCUCAUUCCAACAUCUUCCUGGCAUUCACUCCCGAUCUUUUGCAUCAACUCCACAAAGGAGUAUUCAAGGACCAUCUUGUGAAGUGGUGUGUUGACAUUGUCGGCGAGGAAGAGAUGGACGCGCGAUUCAAGGCGAUGCCGGAUUAUCCGGGGCUCCGUCACUUCAAGAAAGGUAUAUCGGCUGUUAAACAAUGGACCGGAACUGAGCAUAAAGAAAUGCAACGAGUGUUUGUUGGGUUACUCACCGGAGCAGUGCCUAGCCGUGUCUUGGUAGUUGCGCGUUCAAUUAUUGACUUUUCCUAUUACGCGCAGCUGCAAACUCACACAAUGGACACGCUCAAAGCCCUACAGACUGCCCUGGGAGUCUUUCACGCCAACAAAGAUGUCCUGAAGGAACUCGCCGUUCGACAGCAUUUCAACAUACCGAAGUUACACCAAUUAACUCACUAUGUUAAUUCAAUCACGUUGUUUGGUGCUGCUGAUGGCUUUAAUACUGAGCUUCCCGAAUGCUUGCAUAUCGACUUUGCGAAGGACGCUUACCGUGCAAGCAACAAACGUGACUAUGAGGAACAAAUGGCCUUGUGGCUUCAGCGCCAGGAAGCUGUGUUUUUGCGUGGUCGCGGAGAGCAUCAUAUGUUUGACUCGGACUCAGACUCCGAGUCUGAAGAAACAGACUCUCCCAAGUCAAACACAGCACUGAUAUCGCCAUUGGCCGCUGCCGAAGAAGUUCAAGUGACCCAGCACAUCGUUGCGAAGGUUCCAGCAUAUCCUAACCAAACUGUUGCAAGAAUUACGACAGCCUAUGGUGCCACUGAUUUCCUCGCUGCUCUCCAAACGUUUCUUCGCAAGAACCUCCUGCACAACACCAUCGUACCUAGCCUUUAUGACCGUUUUGAUGUUUAUCGUCAUGUGGUCAUCAUAGCGCCACCAGAUCGACGAGUCAGCGAUACACCUAAACGGUGGCACGUUAGAGCAACACCCGAAGUUGCUGCAUCAGGGCGGAAUCCUGGUCGUCCGGCUUGUUUUGAUAUGGCACUGAUAUCAGACAGGCCUCGGUCUUCACGCUUGCGCGCUCUUGAUGAUGUGCGAGUGGCUCAGGUUCGCACUAUAUUCUCCCUCCCUCGUCAAUUCGGCACUUACAACAGGGCCCUCGCUUAUAUCGAGUGGUUUACGCCAUUCAGACCUCCAGAUCCCCCCUCUCAAAUGCGACAGGUCUCCCGCUCGACACGCCAACUCCGCCGCAAUGCGGCAGUAAUCCAUGUCGAUGAAAUGGUGCGACCGUGCCAUCUAAUACCAAAGAUGGGCCAUUCAGUGGAUGCGAGGUUGAGAAGUGGAAACGGAUAUGAGGUGGCGAGUGAUUUUUAUUUUAACGAGUUCAUUGACGGCGAGAUGUUUGUGCGUACUGAAGUAUACACACAAUUGUACUUACAUAGGCCAAACGAAAUGUAUCUGCACGAAUUGGACAAGAGUUCGUGUAUGUGGGCUUGUAAAAAGUUUGCCAAGGAUGACAUGGGCAUGAGAGAUUGUUGGAUGGGACAUCUGAAACGCCAGAACGAAGAAAAGUCAGGGAAUGAAUACUUUCACUUGAUAGAGACGACAAAUGAUGUGGCCAUAUCUUGAGAUGUAGUCCGAGUUGAGCAGAGCGGCUAGCUGCAACGUCCAUAAUUAAACAGCGGAGUCGAUCAAUACCAAAACUCGGUGCUGACUACUAACAAAUAGCUAGACGCUUGCGACCAUGCAGAUGAAUCUCCAAGUCAUAUUUAUUGAGGUUAGAAUGCACGCUCUCGUGAAGACUCGUGACAAUGGCUGCUUGAGAUGAAUCGAUGAAACUUGAUAUCGACAGAGGGUGAGAGGUACUUGCGAAUCGCGAUGGUGUGCUGCAGCCUGCCAGUACUAGCCACAACAGUUGGACCCAUGUGUGUCAUUAUGGACGUUCAAAGCUUGUUUUCGACGUUGGAGUUGC